Habropoda laboriosa is the source of this 1680-nucleotide messenger RNA. RefSeq names its product regulator of G-protein signaling 7 (gene RSG7). The transcript is spliced from 12 exons. The record is from RefSeq and is a predicted model, not a curated record. Bases 110 to 1669 code for a protein of 519 amino acids. Gene Ontology annotation, biological process: G protein-coupled receptor signaling pathway; regulation of G protein-coupled receptor signaling pathway; intracellular signal transduction. NCBI's taxonomy places the organism in Eukaryota, Metazoa, Arthropoda, Insecta, Hymenoptera, Apidae.
AACGGAACUAUCAUUUUCAAUAGAAAAUUUAUCUGUCAAAAGGAAAAUGGAUGAUUAGCUUUGUUGAUCACCUUGUAAUUUGGUUUUUGUCCUCAGGAGUCGUGUGGAUAUGGUAACUAUGAAUUCUGAACAAUCGGCAUGCCGCCGAAAACCAGGUGAAAACAGUGAUAUUGGAGGAACAACAGAUCGGUACAGAAAUAGAGAUAAUCAAAUAAAUCAAUGUAACAAUCAAAAUGGUGAAGGAGUUGACAAGUCUCCAAGUAGCCCUACAUAUCAUAUCACUGCCUCAUGUGCCGAAGAUACACCCAAUUAUCUUGUCUACCAGAAGAUGGAAGCUAUGAUAGAAAAAAUGUCAGAUGAAGUUACAGGUGUUCCAGUAAAAACAGUAAAGAAUUUUAUGACAAAAACGCCUUCCGUCUUUACUGGUACAGAUUUGAUAUUAUGGAUGAUGAAGACUAUGGUUAUAGAUGAUCAAGAGGCACUUCAUGUUGCACAUCUUAUGGCAUCUCAUGGAUAUUUUUUCCCUAUCGAUGACCACUGCCUUACCGUAAAAAACGAUAGUACUUUCUACAGAUUUCAAUCACCAUAUUUUUGGCCAUCAAAUUGUUGGGAACCAGAAAAUACUGAUUAUGCUGUUUAUUUAUGCAAACGAACAAUGCAAAACAAAACUCGUUUAGAAUUAGCAGAUUAUGAGGCUGAGAAUUUGGCUAAACUACAGAAAAUGUUUUCAAGGAAAUGGGAAGUGAUCUUUAUGCAAGCAGAAGCACAAAGUAAAGUUGAUAAAAAAAGAGAUAAAUUAGAAAGGAAGGUAUUGGAUAGUCAAGAAAGAGCUUUUUGGGAUGUAUAUAGACCAAUGCCUGGAUGUGUUAAUACAACAGAAUUGGAUAUCAAGAAAGCAUGUCGUACUUAUAAACCAAUUUCAAAGCCAAGUAUGCACAUACAACUAGGUAUAACCAAUACUAACAUUUCUUCGCAUUUAGAGUCAUGUACAGUUUCUUCAAUAGAAGCAUUAAAUAAAGAAAUCGAAGUGUUAAAAGCUAGAUUAGACAGAUCAAACACAAAGGUUUCAAAGGUCUCCGAGGCUCUGAUUGCAUAUUUUGAGCAGUACGUAGAGUAUGAUCCUUUUUUUAUACAACCCGAACUCACGAAUCCAUGGAUAUCAGAUAAUUCUGAAAUGUGGGAACAAGAAAAAUUAGCCAAAGAAGUAUCGACAAGAAGAGUAAAGAGAUGGGCAUUUAGCCUCCAAGAAUUGUUACAGGAUCCCAUUGGUAGAGAUCAGUUUACACGAUUUUUGGAUAAAGAGUUCAGUGGUGAAAACCUAAAAUUUUGGGAAGCUGUACAGGAAUUGAAAACAUUGCCGCAAAAAGAAGUUCAGAAUAAAGUAAACGAAAUUUGGAAUGAGUAUUUGGGUCCUGAUGCUAGUUGUCCAAUUAACGUCGAUUCUCAAUCUUAUGAGAUAACGAAGAAGAAUUUACAUAAACCAGAUCGAUGGUGUUUCGACAUAGCAGCGGCACACGUUUAUCAUCUGAUGAAAAGCGAUAGUUACUCCAGAUAUCUUCGCUCGGAAAUGUAUAAGGACUUUCUCAGUGGCUCGAAGAAAAAGACCUCGGUAAAAGGUAUUCGUUCAAUCGUGUCGUUCAGCGGGCGCAGGGACACAACUACUUCGUAAUCGGCAGCGCA